AUGAGUUCGUACGCUGGUGAUGAAGUUGGAGCUGUUGUUGUGGAUGUUGGAUCUCACACCACAAAAGCUGGAUUUGCUGGAGAAGAGAACCCAAAGGUGGUUGUUCCGUCGGUUGUUGGUGUUGUUUAUGACAAGGAAGACAAAUCAACGGUCUCCAAUUAUUAUUUAGGACUGAAGGAAAUAUCGUUUGCAAGACCGUACAUGGAGAUUGAAAAUAUUUUUGAUCCCGAAUCCGGAGAGAUUUGCAAUUUUGAUUAUAUGGAAAGGUUAUUAAGUUAUGUUUAUGAUGAACGACUAGGAGUUCGAACGAAUGAACAUCCUCUUUUAAUGACAGAAGUACCAACAAAUUCUGCACAAAAUAGAGAAAAACUCACAUCGCUGAUUUUUGAGACAUUUAAGGUUCCUAAUUUUUUCCUAUCCAAACAACCAGUUCUCAGUUGCUUUGCUAAUGGAAAGUAUACUGCUCUCGUUGUUGACAGUGGGCAUAAUUUUACCACUAUCACACCAGUUCUUGACGGGUAUGCUUUGCAAAGAUCUGUUGUCAAAACCAACAGAGUUGGAGGAAGAGCUUUAGAUGAUGAAUUAAGAAAAUUAAUAAUCUCUAAAAGGAAUGGUAAAGAUAUUCUGGCGCCUCAUCAAUUUACAAAACAACGAAACACUCCACUCCCUAGCUCAAAGUCAGCCAAAAUUAUUGAAGCUGAAACUCCUGGCCUCACUGUUUCCUUUAAUGAGUACUUUAAAAACAGAGUUGUUAGCGAUGCUAAGAUUAAUUUAUUGCGUGUUGCAGAUAGAAACACUCAAAGCAACACUUCAAUUCCGAUUGUUUCGUAUGAGAUGAAUGAUGGAAUAGAAAUAGAGGUUGGGAAUGAAAGAGAAUCGAUUUGUGAAAUGUUAUUUAAUGAAGAAUAUGGAAUUCACAAAUUGAGCUAUGAAUCAAUCAAUAAGUGUGACGUCGAUCUUAGAAAAGAAUUGUAUUCCAAUAUUAUUUUGACUGGAGGAACCUCGCUUAUUCCUAAUCUUCCAACCAGAUAUGAGACUGAAUUGUCUAGAAUUGCUCCUAGCAAUGCCAAGGUAAAACCUCCUUUGAACACAAAACAGUAUUCUACAACAACAUCUAGUCAAUCAACCUCCAAUCAAACAUCGCUUACUCAUUUACAAGAAAGAAAAUAUUCCUCAUUCAUUGGAGGUUCAAUUCUUGCUAGUUUAGGAGGCUUUCAGCAAAUGUGGAUCUCGAAAUCUGAAUUUGAUGAAAUUGGAGCUGCUCAAAGUUUGCUCAGAAAGUGUCCAUAA
Messenger RNA from Naegleria lovaniensis, 1290 nucleotides. RefSeq lists its product as uncharacterized. Gene Ontology annotation, molecular function: chromatin binding. The transcript is spliced from 3 exons. Lineage: Eukaryota; Heterolobosea; Eutetramitea; Acrasida; Naegleriidae. Gene Ontology annotation, biological process: regulation of transcription by RNA polymerase II. Gene Ontology annotation, cellular component: NuA4 histone acetyltransferase complex; SWI/SNF complex. The record is from RefSeq and is a predicted model, not a curated record. Bases 1 to 1290 code for a protein of 429 amino acids.